AUGGGGAAGAAACCUAAGUCCGCUCAAGUUCCCAUGAAAAUACCCAAGAAGAUCAACAAGAAACAAAUCACCAGUACUUUAUUAAAGACUUUACGGCCCAAAGUUUAUAUUACAGACUCGUCAAAUUUCAAGACUCUUGUUCAGCAACUGACUGGUAAUGAAAAUUCUACGCUACUACUCUCAUCUCCAUCGCCUGUAGAGAUCAUUCAAGAUCAUGCAUAUCAAGAAAAUAGUUGGGAUUUGUCGUUCAAUACAUCGGGUUUCAGUACUCAAUUAGAAAGCUCCCCCUCCCCGGAUUUACAAACUCCAGAAACAUUGGAUUAUGUGAUGGAAAAUUCGUUGAAUAGCAAAAAUAUUGAGUUUUCGUCGUACUAUGGGGAUACAGAGUUACUACUUUUGGAGAUGGACCCAGCUUUGCAUAAUUAUGAUGCAUGCUAUGCUAUGAUUCAGCAAGAGGUCUAUGUUUAUGAUCAUAAUUUCUCUGGCUUCAUAUGA
Fraxinus pennsylvanica is the source of this 495-nucleotide messenger RNA. NCBI's taxonomy places the organism in Eukaryota, Viridiplantae, Streptophyta, Magnoliopsida, Lamiales, Oleaceae. The record is from the annotation of a GenBank genome assembly.